AUGACAAACAACAACGCUCGCACGGACACUCCACCAGUUACAGGCCUCCAAGCGCACAAUCACGUGGUCCUCUUCGUUGCACUGAUAAGGCAAGGAGAGCCGGCCAGCGUUAUACUCUGUUUGCAAACCGUGCACUUUGCAGAACUCAUCCGAAUUCACGAUGUCCGGGAGGAUUCAAAUGCAGAGAUCACAUUAAAUCAAGAGGGAUCGCUGUCCGUUCAGCCGAGAGGAACUGUGAAGAUCGGCUGUAGAGUGUCGGGCGCCAACUUCGGAAAUUCUGAUAUAGCAUGGUAUCAGCAGAAACCUGAUGGCGCUCCCCGAUUUCUCCUCUAUCAUGAUCUCAGCCGGGACGUAAAGGGUAUUGGCAUUCCCGAUAGAUUCUCUGGAAGGUCUCAGUCUUCGAGCAACGCCGCAUUUUUAACUAUUAGCAAUGUUCAACUGGAGGACGACGCCGAUUACUACUGUGGCUGGUGGGCGUCAAGAGCGUUUCACUUCGGCGGAGGCACCAAGUUGACUGUAACAGGUGGAAAACUGACCCGUCCUUCGAUUACUCUUCUUCCACCCGCAUCAAAACAGAUCAGUGAAAGACAGAAGGCGACUCUGGUGUGUCUGGUCAAUAAUUUUUCCCCUAGAUCGGCGGAGGUUUCCUGGGAAAUGGACGGCAAUGCCGUGAAGGCUGGUGUCCUGACAACUCGAACCGUCCAGAACAGCGACCAGACCUACAGCCUCAGCAGUUACCUCACCCUGACCGCCUCGGAAUGGAACUCACAUGAAGAGUACACUUGCGGGGUGACACACCAGUCUCUCGGGUCUCCACUGAAGCGAAGCAUUCAGAAAUCGGGCUGUGCGUAAGAGAGAGCCGGCAGGCUGGGUGCGUGGUGUUACUUGUGGUCGGGGACAGCAACGUUCUAUGAUUGUUUCCUUUCCAUUGGCGAGCGGCUUUCGAAACGUAGAACAAUAUUUACAUGAUAAGAAAAAUCACUUUGUAAUUGAGUCCUACAAUCUUUUGUUUAAAUAAAGUAAAAGAUGUUUCUUCUGG
Molecule: messenger RNA, 1039 nt
Organism: Hypanus sabinus (Atlantic stingray)
Lineage: Eukaryota; Metazoa; Chordata; Chondrichthyes; Myliobatiformes; Dasyatidae
Product: immunoglobulin lambda-1 light chain-like
Exons: 4
Coding region: 1-852 (283 amino acids)
Source: RefSeq, a predicted model, not a curated record